Molecule: messenger RNA, 420 nt
Organism: Colletotrichum navitas
Lineage: Eukaryota; Fungi; Ascomycota; Sordariomycetes; Glomerellales; Glomerellaceae
Exons: 2
Biological process (GO): mycotoxin biosynthetic process
Source: RefSeq, a predicted model, not a curated record
GCAUGGGAUAGUUUGUUUGUAGAGGGCGGCGGAUUUUUCGUCCAUCCCUCCAUAGCACCAGAGAGGUCUGUCUUCUCGACAUUCCAUCAAAUGCACUGUUUAGAGCAAAUCUGGAGGAGCUGGUGGCUCCUCUAUGACCAAAAAUACGGAACACCUGCUGAAACAGACCAAAGCCAAAGGAGGACAAGCCAUCUGCAUGCCCCCGAUGACAGUGGACAACAUCAUCAUCAGGGCGCAAAACCUGCCCAUUUCAAUCACUGCGUUGAGCUGAUUCGUAAUGUCCUCAUGUGUCAGCCUGAUUUAACCGUUGAGGUUGCGGAUCCUCAGACCGGUGGGGUAACGGGCUUUGACACCGAACACCGGUGCCACAACUGGAACGAUUUGCUGAGUUGGACAAAGAAACAGCAAGUAAUGCUGUAG